Messenger RNA from Varroa destructor (honeybee mite), 2325 nucleotides. RefSeq lists its product as uncharacterized. Lineage: Eukaryota; Metazoa; Arthropoda; Arachnida; Mesostigmata; Varroidae. The record is from RefSeq and is a predicted model, not a curated record.
UCAAAAUAAGGGCGCUUUUAACCAGAAAAUUAGUUGCAAGCUAAUAGGUUAUGUCUAAUGUGUUACAUUUGUUUAGAUAUUUGUUAGAAGGCGAUAACAACAAAGUGACGAGCUGAUUUAUUUCAGCAACCUACAGUUGACGUUGCCAAACCGUCAACAAGAUUUUUCGCUUAAAGCUACAACUCUUCUUGUUCAUGGGAAUUAUUAUCAUCAAAUGGAUCAUCAAAAAUCACACCCGUCAUCAGCUGAAUUAGCCAUCCAACGCUGGUUGAGGUAAAGGCUGUAAGAAGGUGGUUUCAGCGCCCGCCCAAAACAAACAAAAACAUCAUUAUUGUGUACUUCGCUGUAGCAGACGACGUCAACCGAGGUUACACGUAGUGUUCGCAGCGGGUGCGGGAUAGACGCUUCCUACCUACGGUAUGUUGUUAUGUUGUGUGGUGUUUGGCGGUGCUUCAGCGACUGUACGACGACUGCUACGUACGAGAAGAGAAAAUGAACUACAGCGAAUCGUAGCUUCGCCUCGAUCAACUAAGGUGGGUUGGGCGGUUUCACGUUGCCGUUUCCAGCUCGUGACAAUUGUGUGCUCUUUCCAGUGACGUCGUUAGACAAAUGGUUAUUGAUCCAGGGCAAGGCUUCGACUAGCUUGGCGCUAUUUGGCGCCAAUCUCUCUCCAGGAUUACCGUUCCCUCUAUGUUAUCUUUGGAUGCUGUGUAUUUCUAAACUAAAGAGUAGUCACUGUAACGGCCAGGACGAAACUCAUUACCUGUUCCGCCUAGUGGACAACACGGCCGUUGGCGCGUUUUGCUACGGCUAGUUAGGCUUACGUGUUAUGGAAUUGGAUCAGUGUGCCGUGGUUGAUCUGGCAGCUAUAGUUAAUCCGGGAAAUCCACUGCCACAAAGCAACUGGCGGACGACUGGUUGUGCUCAUGGCUCAGCUACCACCUGAGUCAUGCGGUGGGAUAGGUGCAAUUUCCGCGCCAUAAACGUGUACGGGUUUCAAGUUUGACUCGGAUGUGCGCAAAUUAGGGGGAAUGAACUCUCAAUUGGGAGCUGACGACGUUGUCGAUGAACGACAUCAAUUUGACAACCAUAUAAUUUUGAAUUAAAGAGGUUGAGUGAGUACGUUGAAUAAACGGCAUAGCGUGAGCCGCUGCGCUUGUGCGUAUCUGUGUGUAGCUCAAUUUCAACAAGACGCAGUUUGAGUGGAAAGUGAAAUGUUGUAUGCCUAUUGAGUGCACGCACAUAAUUGCAAAACCUCAAAUAUACCCUUAAUUACGACUAUGCUGUAAUCGUAAUUCGAGGUUAAAAAUAAAUUUGUCAAUGAUUAAUUUAUACGAGCGUGAACCAAAGUCAGUGCUAAAAUAAAAAGAUUUUCAAUGCGAACACGCCGCUGCCGCCUAAGAAAGAAAAGCAAACGAACGUCAAUUUCUACAAGACAAUUGUGUUGUUAACAGUCGAACCAAUAAUACAGCGUUUAUACCUGAUGGUACAGGUAUUUUACACGGAAUGAACAUAAUAUGCGAUCGACUGGAUCGGAUAAUUAACAACUUCUGGGCUCCAGGUGACUCCACCGCAGAAAUGGUUGGAGCGAGCAAACGGCGGCCUUCGACAACCGUUGUGGGAGCCGGAUGUGCUACCCGUGAGGGGGAUCUGUCAUCUUUGCCACCACUUAUCCGCGAAAAAGUAAUGAAAGACAAACGCAAACCGGCCGAGCUGAUUCGCACAGACUUAAUUACGGCGAUGAAGAUUCCGGAUACAGAACACCUUGAUCCCGAGUGUUAUUGGCUUAUAGUUGAUCCUUGGAAGACAGACUACGAUAAGGGCGUUCAGGUUCCCGUAAAUCUUGAAGGUGCACCCGAUAUAGUAGUGAAACAACGCAAGGACACUACAGCCCGGGACGCCAUCCUUGGCCCAUUUUUCAUUCAAUCAGCAGCCGGCUGUUCCGUGGAGAUUCCGCAUGAGAGCGGAGCCGACUCCCACAUUAUCCAACAAUGCAAACUAGUUAGCAAUCGGGGAUGCGAUAUUGAGAAUCUCUUGUCCGCGAGCCUCCAGCUCGGCUUCGCUGUUUACUUUGCAGUUCUGGCCCUGACAAAGGGGCACGAAUACAGGACCAUGAACACCGGAGAUGCUACACAGAGCAGUAAUCAGAUUCUAGGAGAACUAGAUCUCCCAUAUUUUUUCACUGUGAAGUUGACGCUGCGCGGCCUUAUCAUCUCGUUAGUUCACCUCAGUCAGUUACUGUCCGAACGCGUGUCCCCACUAGACCUCAGUAGACGCCAGGGAGCGUCUACCCCAUUACUUGACAGGUGUCCGCUAGUUGCUUGA